Messenger RNA from Pieris macdunnoughi, 1974 nucleotides. The record is from the annotation of a GenBank genome assembly. Lineage: Eukaryota; Metazoa; Arthropoda; Insecta; Lepidoptera; Pieridae.
AUGAUGAGUUUUGAUUUACAGCAUUUUCUCCACAAGAAAUUAUCCGAGGACAAAACGUCUACAAAGUAUGAAAGUCUAGAUAAAAGUGAUAUCUAUCAUAUAGAUACAAGUGCCUUUUCAGAUGACAGUGCUCAAAUGCCAUAUUUUGAAAAUACCGAACACAAGUCUUCGAUACCUGACAAAAACAAAAUUUUGUCUCAAGACGCCGCAGAAUCGAAUCAAAAUUGGAAAAACAAAACAAAUAAUUUAACACACGAUAAUCAAUAUGUUUUAUAUGAAAUUGGAAAUGCUGAACUUUGGUACAAAUCUCAAAUAGAAGUUUACGAGAAGAUGACACUGGAAGGGAAAAUAAUGUGGAAUGAUUUGACUAAACGUGAAAUCGCAAGUGUUAGCACUUUAGAUCCUCUAUGGAAAAACCAAGAUGUGAGUGUACGUUAUCUUACCAAGGAUGUCGUGAAAAGAGAAGAUUUCGACUUGCCUUCCGGUGGACUGUGUUUGGUCCUACCAUUAAACUAUGCGCGAGAAAAUAUACUUCCAAAGGAUAUAAAUAUUAAUAAUAAUGGUGAAUUCAUAAUAGUGCCAAUCAGUGAUGUUAUUGUUGUCAAAUCAAAACAAGAAGGUUUGAAAGACUUAAAUCUCACAGAUAUUAAAAGAAAGCAGCGUCACGUGGUUAUAGAAACCGCUAGAACAUUGAUGAUUGGCAAUAUGGCGGAUCUUAACAUAAUGCAGCAUGGAGAUGAAGGAUUUAUGAAAUUACCACUAAAAACUGGUCAUUGCACGCAAAUGGAUUUGGAAGUUAAGGCGGAUGAGAACAAACUUAUAAUUCCAGGGUCUUCGGCAAGAUUGACAUCUGUUGUAUCUGACACACGUGAUGUGCGAUCUGUCAUCAACCUGCAAGUGACAAAUACAGGACUAGCUCCAGCUUUUUUCAGUGUCGUACCCCGGGAAUGCACGCCGCGCAUAUCAGAAGGGUUCGAAGAGUCAUCUAAUACUAACAACACUUUAAUCCCACCAAUGCAUACAAAUAUCUUUAUUAUGGAACUACCCUUAGAGAUAUCUCACGAUGACUAUCGUUGUUCAAUUGCAUUGCUCAAUGGAGACGGAGUAGCAGUCGCAACAAGAGACGUAGCUAUUAAAAAGAACGAUCGCUGUUUUUGCGUUUGGCACUGCGAUUGCGUUUGUUUAGGUGACGAUCCAAAAUUAAUAUGCCGUGAUAUGUCUGAAGUGGAUGUUUUAGCAGCUGGUUUUUCUCCUCAUGAAGGGAAAAGACGCGUGCGUUCGGCCUGCUAUCCUGAUGAUGUGACAAUUAACAUGUUUAUCAUCGUUAUUGGCGUUUUAUUUUUAUUAUUUCUGUUUGGGUUAUUAAAAGCUUGUAUUGGGAUAAUACUGCCAUGUGUUGGCUUAAUGGGAAUGGAGUGUAUACUAAAGAUACCACGAAAGCUGGACCAGUACUAUGAAAGUUCUUUGAGAGGCCGACCUGUGGUUUAUGAUAAGGAGGGGUGGCCUGUUCAUCCAGACACCAAAAAGAGAACAGUGCGUCUUGUCAGCAAGCCAAUGGAGUUCAUAUUAAACGUGAUUAUGUUUAUUAUUUUGCCGUGUAUACUCUUACGGGAUGCAGUAAUGCAAAUGAUAAAUAAAUGUAAAACGGAGGAAAACUUUCGGGGAAAGUUCCAAAAUACGAAGAAAUGUUUCAGCAGUAGAGACAGUCAGAACGUGGAGCCAAGAUGGCGGAGACGUAAGGGUGACAUGAGGAAAUGGAUGACACCUCAGGCUGAAGCACUAAGUGCGGACAUUUGGGACUACGGUCUAUCUCCAACGGGCGACAAGAAAUGCGAUUGUAGACAACCACUCCUCAACGACAUCACCAGGAACAAGGAGAAACACCAGGAGCAAGUACUCCACGAUUCCGAACAAGAUGACACGGCUUACGUCUUAACACAAAUACAGAAGAGUAAAGAGUCAUUGAAAAAUUAG